AUGCGCAUCCCCUACACGCCCAACCCACCCCACGCCUCGACGGAAGCCGAGGCGGCAAUCAUCGCGCGCAUCUCGGCGCGCCGGGCGCCGCGCCCCCUGCAGCCCCUCGACCUGGCCCUGCUGCACGCGCCCGAGGUGGCCGACGGGUGGAACUCGUUCCUCGGCGCCGUGCGCACGCGCACCUCGCUGGGCGCCGCGGCGCGGGAGCUCGCCAUCUGCCGCGUCGCGGCCUGCAACGCCGCGUGGUACGAGUGGGCGCACCACGCGCCGCUGGCGGUCGCGGCGGGGGUGAGGGCGGAGGCUGUCGAGGGGCUGGUCAGGCGGAAGGAUCUGGUUUUGGCUGGGGAAGGGGAAGGAGAAGGAGAAGAAGGGGGGUGGGAGGAGGCGAGGGGCUUGGGGCUGGGUGAGGUGGAGUGGGCGGUGCUGAGGUACGCGGACGAGAUGACGAGGCUGGUGAGGGUCAGUGACGGGGUGUUCGCGGCGCUGAGGAGGGUUUGCAGCGAGAGGGAGGUCGUGGAGGUUACUGCUACUGUCGCUGCUUAUAACUGCGUCAGCCGGUUCCUAGUCGCUCUCGAUGUCGGAGAGAAGAAUGAUACUGGGCCUGAUAGUGCUACUGGUGGUCAUUAA
This is a messenger RNA of Hypoxylon fragiforme, 627 nucleotides long. Its product is annotated as AhpD-like protein. The coding region runs from base 1 to 627 and encodes 208 amino acids. The transcript has 3 exons. The record is from RefSeq and is a predicted model, not a curated record. NCBI's taxonomy places the organism in Eukaryota, Fungi, Ascomycota, Sordariomycetes, Xylariales, Hypoxylaceae. Gene Ontology annotation, molecular function: peroxiredoxin activity.